Molecule: messenger RNA, 2388 nt
Organism: Thunnus maccoyii (southern bluefin tuna)
Lineage: Eukaryota; Metazoa; Chordata; Actinopteri; Scombriformes; Scombridae
Gene: spi1b
Product: Spi-1 proto-oncogene b
Exons: 5
Coding region: 330-1139 (269 amino acids)
Biological process (GO): regulation of transcription by RNA polymerase II; cell differentiation
Cellular component (GO): nucleus
Molecular function (GO): sequence-specific DNA binding; DNA-binding transcription factor activity, RNA polymerase II-specific
Source: RefSeq, a predicted model, not a curated record
AUCAAUGACCAGGAACCUUCAGCAGACACACUCUAUUGCUCCCACCCACACACAUUUACAGAAGUCAAAAGUUCCUUUUUCAUUUAACAGCCAAACAGAGGGGCCUUGUAUAUUCCAUUUUAUUUAAUACAGCUCGAAGGCCUCCUGGAGUAUUUCAGCUCAUAAGUGUAUGCUAUACAAUAAGAGAGAGAGAGAGAUUUUUUGGUUUUCGUUGAGUGAGAGGAAAUUUUGAAACAUUGUGCAAUGGUGCCGCAAAAGUUUUGAAAGGUUGUGAGAGCAUUUUUGCCUGCAAAGUGUCUGAGAGUCGGUUUGUUGGAGAAGAGGUCUCCAUGUUGCAUCCAUACAGAAUGGAGAGCUAUCUCAUCCCACCUCACACAGAAGAAAUGUAUGAUCCUGAGAUAUACAGGCAUCAAAUUGCAGAAUAUUAUAAUCCAUAUGUUCUAGACGCAGAUAUUCAGGCAGACCACUGGGACUACCACCCUCACCCUCAUGUGCACCCUGUAGAGUUUGAGAAUCUCCAAGAGACAAACUUCACAGAGCUGCAGAGUGUGCAGGCUCUGCACCCACCCGGCCUGAUACGACACGAGGCCAUACGAUAUGACCCAGAUAAUCUGCUGGAUCCAAAUCUUGGAGCACAUGCUCAUGUGUUACAGCAACCAGCUCCUAUGUUGAAGGUAACGUUCUUCCCUCGGGGCAUGUAUCCGCCACAUGUGUCUCAGCGCAGCUCUGAUGAUGAAGAUCAUGGAGGACGAAGUCCCCCACUGGAGGUGUCUGAUGAGGAGUGUCUGAGAGAUCGAGCAACUUAUGUCACACCUGGAGAGAUGGGCAAUAAAAAGAAGAUCCGCUUGUACCAGUUCCUGUUGGACCUUUUAAGGAAUGGCGAUAUGAAGGACAGUAUCUGGUGGGUGGACAGAGACAAAGGGACAUUCCAGUUUUCUUCCAAACACAAGGAGGCUCUCGCACACCACUGGGGAAUCCAGAAGGGCAACCGCAAAAAAAUGACCUAUCAGAAGAUGGCUCGUGCCUUACGCAACUACGGCAAAACUGGAGAGGUGAAAAAGAUUAAGAAAAAGUUGACAUACCAGUUCAGUGAUGAGGUGCUAGGGAAGAGUCAUCUAGAGAGAAAACCAUAUAUGUAGGUAGGAGGGAUACUGAAAUGUCAAGACUGAGUCAUGAAAAGUGUUGACAUUUGAUUUGAACUUUCUGGUGUUACUGUAGAUGCUUAAUUGACCUUGCUGACGGGGUAAAUAGCAUUAUGUCAAUAUCAUUACUGUUGUAAAGAGGGAUUAAUCUUUUGAAGAUACCAUCUAAAACAGAAUAAUGUAUAUAAUUUCCAUAGAGGUAUGGAGCUAUAAAGAAAAAAUCCCCAGUUACUCUUUAUAACAAGGCAUGUUGGAGAGGUGAUGUAGAGUAGAGUUACCAACUGAUGACGAAAUACUGCAAAGUAUAGCAAUAUGGAAAUAAACUCAGGGCUCGAUGUGAAAAUGUGUAACCUGUCAUUUGCUAAUGUAUACAAAAAAUUGUGAAUGGCUACCCAGAUUUGAGAAUGUGUUACAAUUAUUUCUUGAUUGUGAGCUUUGUCCUUGAUUUAUUUUGUAGUUCAGAGAUUUUGGUGUAAUGGCCAAAGUUGGAACUGCAAGUCAUGUGAUGCUUGGGUUCAGAGAGACAUUUUGUUACAUGAUGUCUAAUUCGUUUUAAAGGCCACCAAGAGCAAUUGGCAGCAGAGGAAACACACUAACAUCUGUAUGAGCAUUAAGCAGAGUGUAAGCAGAUUCCAGUGUAUAGCUUUCAAAUCUCUUAUAGUGCACAGUCACAAAUUUCCGUGCACAUUUUCAAAUAUUUGUGACACCCUUGCAAACAUAAGAUUGUGCAUUCCCAAUUCUCAGUAUGCAUUUUCUUGUUUGUUUUUUUUGUGAAGAUAAAUUGUACUCAACAUUAAAGGAAUAGUUUGACAUUUGGGAAAUAUGCUUCUAUCUUGCUAAGAGUUAAUAUUUACUGCACAGAUACAAGAGUGGUGUGAAUCUUGUCAAACUCUUGCCAAGAAAGUGAAUGACCAAAUUUUGUUUCCACUUGUGGUCCUUAUAGAGCUUGUUGUUUUGAAAUGUCCCAGUAGGUAUUCUUAUCCUUGUGUUGGACAUGUUUAAGUUCUCUUAAGAUUUUAGUUUAUAUUUCUGUGUGUAUAUAUAUUUACCAUGCAUUUCCAUUUAAUAUUUAAAACAACAAACAUACAAACAUAAAGAAGUCAUUAAUGAGGCAGACUUACAUUGAGCAGUCACUUUGAUUAGGUUAUGUGAUGACGGCAUGUAAUCUGUUUGUACAAAUAUAUUAAACUUUGUCAGUUUUACUUAAGAAAUGCUUGUAAAAAAAAUAAAAUAAAACGUUAAUCAA